Aedes albopictus (Asian tiger mosquito) is the source of this 2369-nucleotide messenger RNA. RefSeq names its product lysozyme c-1. Lineage: Eukaryota; Metazoa; Arthropoda; Insecta; Diptera; Culicidae. Gene Ontology annotation, molecular function: lysozyme activity. The record is from RefSeq and is a predicted model, not a curated record. The transcript has 2 exons. Bases 1425 to 1883 code for a protein of 152 amino acids.
UAAAUCUAUCAAAUUUGAUUAGGUAAAACAAAAUAUUUUGCAUGUGUCGUUAAUUCAGAUGUUAAUUGACCAAUUUACCUUUUGAUUGCUUAUAAAAAAUAUUUCCAUGCUUAAUGGCUGGCAGUCAAAAAAGUCCAAAAUUGCAUAUUUUGCCCUAUAAAUUGGGCUAUAGCACAAAAUUGUGACGUGCUGGAGCAAAUCUGAGCCCGGAUUCAGAUUCAGCGGCCCAAAAUCUGUCAGAGUCACAUAAGUUUGCUCUUGAGGCAGACCAAAAGUUAACUUUUGUUGCGCUGUGUUAUUAUCGAUGAAACCCUCUAAAAACUUACUAAAUACCACGACAUUCGAAGUUACUUUAUAUCUAUGGAAUGGCUGUAUGCUGGUUUUUAAUUUUUCCAUGGUUUGUCUAGUACCAAAGGAGCUUCUUAACCUUAUAAACUAUUGACAUGAUACUUUCCGAAGAAUCGUUAUCAUACGUUCCUGGUUAUUCUCGAAUACGUUGUUGGUGCGGGAAAAGCCAGAACACUAAGUGCUUUCGUUGAAUGCAUCACUCUGCGUAAUUAACGGGAUGUACGUUUGAUAACCGCAGUAGUGGUAGCAUUCGAAUUGGUUAUCCCUCUAAUACCCAAUUUUUUUUAUUUAGAUCUAAAUAUCAUGUUUCGUCAUUUAAAAUCGAUUUAAAAAUGUUUCGGAAGAUGACUUUUUUUAAUUCUCAAUUUUGUGAAUUUCGGUUUUUAUUUUUUAUAAUUUUUAUUUUUGAACAUCCUUACUCAUUCAUAUUUUUCCUGAAAGCCUAUUUGUUUUUUUUUUCAAACGAAACAUUUUGAGAUUUUAUGAUUAUUGCAGAUAUGUAUAUUUUUAUUUAUUUUUUUUUCAUUGAAAAUUAUAUUUCCCGUGUAAUUUUAAGGAAAACAAUUAUAGAGUGUAUUCGACUCCCUUAAACUAUUUGACUAUGAUAGAAUGAUUUGGGAGAAAAUUAAAAUAUGUUAACUGUUUCGAUUCAAUACUAAAUAUUCAAUGACUUCUGAAACGUGACUAAAACAUCAAUUUUUCAAUGAUUUAAAAAAUGUAAAUACGCUUCAAAAGACAUCAAAAACAAUUUUGAGAUAUACAGAACAGUCCUAAGCCAAAAAAAUCAUUGUCUACGAAACAUAAAUUAUAAAAAUGCUCAAACUAUACCCCGUCUAAAGCGGGGUUGGAUAUUAGAGGGUUAUAUAUAAUUCCGAUUUAAGUCCACGAGAAAUUUCUGAAACCACAAGAUGAGUAAGUGGAAACUCAAAAGCUCAUAAAAUAACAUGAUUGAUAGAAGUACAACUGUGGCUUAUUUGAAUAACAAAUGAAUCAUUACUGCAACUAUGAAGCAAGCGCACUGGACUACAUAUAAAAGAGCAACAUCAACAGAAACAUUCAAUCAGUAACUAAAGAAGAUGUCGUCGUUGAAAGCAAUCAACCUAGGGAUCGUUCCCAUUCUACUAGUCGCAGGCUUUUUACCAUCGAUCGCCCAAGCAAAGGUGUACGGCUUCUGCGAGUUGGCCCAACUGCUGCACUACAAGCACGGAAUCGCUCGAGCUGACCUGCCCAACUGGAUGUGCUUGGUGCGUUCGGAGAGCUCCUUCGACACCAGAGCGACUCACUGGAACAGCUACGACGGGUCCACCGAUUGGGGGCUGUUCCAGAUCAACGACCGCUACUGGUGCGAUCCGGGAAAUCAACUUCCCACCGCCAACGUUUGUCGAGUGAAGUGUUCAAAAUUUCUAGUUCCCAACCAAGACGAAGCGAUGAAAUGCGUACGGAAGAUCUACGAGGUCCACGGAUUUGAAGCGUGGGCCGGUUGGAAGAAUCAAUGCCGCGGAAGGAAACUAGAUGACGUCAAGCAAUGCUUCUGAGAACAAAAAAAACAAUGGAUUUUGUUCGCUAAAGAGAUAAUUAAAAGCUCAGGUAUUGAGUAGAAUCGGAUUUCUUUAAUACAUAAUUUGCUUCAUCAAAAAUUGUUGACGCUGUUUUUGCAGUUGUUACACUUAUAAUAUUCAAAAAUGAAAAGUUAAUAGCCAAGACUACCCGAAAGAUGAAACAUGAUAAGCUCUUUGAUUUUAAAAGAAUCUAUACAUGGAAAUGUUUGAUUUUUUUUUUUCGCAAAUGUUGUUUUUUAGAAUUACUUGUUUGUGUUGGGUAUUUUUGAUAGCUUUUUAACAUGUUUUCUUAAUAAAGUCGGAACCUGCUCGUUGUGCCACAACAUCGACCAUUGACCAACCAACGAAUUCGAUUCGUUAGUUGAGUCGAGCGACAGAAGCAUAACAUUUAUUGGGGGGCAUGCGCAUUGUUUGUUUUGGUCACGUUGCGAUCGUUUAUGUUGGGAGUAAAAUGCGAAAUUU